Molecule: messenger RNA, 945 nt
Organism: Rotaria socialis
Lineage: Eukaryota; Metazoa; Rotifera; Eurotatoria; Philodinida; Philodinidae
Source: the annotation of a GenBank genome assembly
AUGGUUUUAUUUGAUUUGAUGAUGUUGUCGUUACUUGAAGUUAAAAGCAAAUUUGGUGCUGAAUUUCGUCGAUUCGAAUUAGACAGAAAGAAUCCAAUAAAAUUUGAUGAUUUUCAUAAAUUAAUUGAAGAUUUGCAUGGUUUACAAAAUAUUGCAUUUCAUAUAACGUAUCUUGAUAAAGAUGGCGAAUUGCUUUCGAUUAAUAAUGAUACUAUUAUUGAACACAUGUUACGUGUUUAUUCAGGUCUAUUAAGAAUAUUCGUACAACGAAAAGGCGAAUCAUAUCAAUAUGCAACAGACUCGUUGAAAAAACGGAAAAAAAUUUCUGAUCAAAUAUCAUCAUUGAUUCAUCCAUCAUCAGAUAAAAAUACUCAUUCACCUCAACGCAACAUUGAAGUUCAACCAGAUUUUCGUCUUGUAUCAUCAAUAAUUGAUGUUGAAAUAUUACCUGUUUCAUAUCGCCGUGUUAAAUUGCAUCGUUAUAAAGAGAGUAAACCACUUGGAUUCUAUAUUCGUGAUGGUGUAGCAAUAAAAUAUGGUCCGAAUGGGGUUGAGAAUGUUCCCGGUGUAUUUAUAUCACGUCUAUUAGCUGGUGGUUUAGCUGAAUCAACUGGUUUAUUAUCCGUUGGAGAUGAAAUAAUUGAAGUCAACGGUAUUGAAGUUAGCGGUAAAACAUUAGAUCAAGUUACGGAUAUGAUGGUAGCCAAUAGUCAUAAUUUAAUCAUAACUGUUCGACCACAAAAUGAUACAUUUAAUCUGAAACGUACUAUGUCAUCAGCAUCGUCAACAAGAAGUCAAUUACUAUCGAAAAAUACAAACAAUAUAAGUAAUAGUACAAAUCAAAGUGGAGGUUUAAGUGACGAUGAUGAUGAUGAUUUAUCUCGUUCACAUGAUAUACAUAUGGACUCUUAUUUACAAAAAGCACCAUCCGUGUUAAAAUUGUGA